Messenger RNA from Eucalyptus grandis, 1055 nucleotides. Its product is annotated as SART-1 family protein DOT2-like. NCBI's taxonomy places the organism in Eukaryota, Viridiplantae, Streptophyta, Magnoliopsida, Myrtales, Myrtaceae. The record is from RefSeq and is a predicted model, not a curated record. Gene Ontology annotation, biological process: mRNA cis splicing, via spliceosome; maturation of 5S rRNA. The transcript is spliced from 5 exons. Gene Ontology annotation, cellular component: U4/U6 x U5 tri-snRNP complex. Bases 414 to 740 code for a protein of 108 amino acids.
CAUUGAAGUGCUUUGUGAGAGACCACCUGGUCAUGAUUGGGAGCUUGAACCUAGUGUUACCUGUGGUGACUAUCUGUUUGGAAUGCUUCAAUUUAAGAUCUCAGACUUCUCUUGGAAAGGAGACAUGAGUUCAAUGGAUGAUUUACUUAUAGUCACUGAGGCCAGGUAUCUUACUAGAACAAGCUUGUCUAAGAUGGAAACUAUCAGCUCUUAAGGAACGGGGAACACUUAAAGAAACUGUUGAGUGGGGUGGUAGAAACAUGGAUAAGAAGAAAAGCAAGCUCAUAGGCAUUGCAGAUGAUGGACAGAAAGAGAUCCGCAUUGAAAGGACAGAUGAAUUUGGCCGAAUAUUAACCCCAAAGGAAGCUUUCUGAUUGCUUUCCCAUAAAUUUCAUGGAAAAUGGCCUGGCAAAAUGAAGCAAGAGAAGAGCAUGAAGCAAUACCAGGAAGAAUUGAAGUUGAAGCAGAUGAAGAAUUCAGACACACCUUCUUUGUCUGCAGAGAGGAUGAGGGAAGCUCAAGCUCAAAUGAAGACACCUUAUCUUGUGCUUGGUGGUCAUGUUAAGCCUGGGGGUGUUUCCAGUCAAAAUAGUGAUCCAAGAAGUGGCUUUGCCACCAUUGAGAAGGAUCCCGGGAGCUUGACGCCCAUGCUUGGAGAUAGGAAGGUUGAGCAUUUCUUGGGGAUAAAGCGGAAGCCUGAGCCUACUAACUUGGGAGAACCAAAGAAGUCGAAAACUUGAAGUGUUAUUGACGGCUCUUCUAUUAUUUGUUGAGUUCGAGCAACUUACUAUUGGGGCUAGAAGUAACUUCAGGCUCUAGGCGUCAAUUGCAGCUCCCCAUUACAUUAUCCUAUAUACCUUUUAGCUUUAACAACUAUGAAGAUCAAAAUAUAGAUGCUCUUGUUGCUUUUGAUGAUGUACUUAGACCUGUAGUGCCAACAAGACAGGCGGUAAUUUUUGAGAAUUCUUUGUUGCCCGAUAAUUGAAUGGCACCUUUAUUAGUGAUCUUCUUCAUUGUUACUGUUCCUAGAGAUGGUUGUACAGAUUAUGUGAUUC